This is a messenger RNA of Hyalella azteca, 2923 nucleotides long. RefSeq names its product rabankyrin-5. Gene Ontology annotation, cellular component: cytoplasm. The record is from RefSeq and is a predicted model, not a curated record. The transcript has 16 exons. The coding region runs from base 167 to 2923 and encodes 918 amino acids. Lineage: Eukaryota; Metazoa; Arthropoda; Malacostraca; Amphipoda; Hyalellidae. Gene Ontology annotation, molecular function: protein binding.
UGUUUACCUCUGAUCAGCUGUUGUGCGGUUUUCUGCCAUUGUAAAUGAGUAGAGCGACUUAACGUAAGGCGUAAUGUUGCUCGUCAAGUUGUGCUAGAACAGUACUUUAGUUUUUGCAUUAUAAUUUUAAAGUGGCCGGAAGGUAAAUCAUGAUUAUAUUCUCAUUAUGGACAGACAUUCACCAAAUAAGGAAGAAGUGCACAAACUGCAGCAACACCUGAGUUUGCUGCGAGACCAGUACAGCCUCCUGCAGGAGAAGUGCUUGCAUCUGCAGCAGGAGUUGGAUGUUGCGCAGGCUCUCACUGGCAAGCAAGAUGGCUCUUCUUCCUUUGCUGGCCGUUUGCUUGGUUUUGUUGGACAGCUUUACAAUAAAGAGGAGUACAGCAACAUCAGCGUCAAGGUGUCACCAAAAACAACCCUGCCGGCACACAAGUUUGUGCUGCAGUCUCGGUCUGCCAAGUGGGAGUCUCUCAUGCCCAAUGACACAUUAGACUGGAGUGGGCUGGGUGAGGGUGUUGGGGAGGUGGUGCUGCGCUGGGUAUACUCAGGGGUGCUGGAGCAUCAUCCCGACACUGCCUUCAUGAUUAGCCUCAUGACUGCAGCGGCCUCACUGUCUCUGCCUCACUUACUCACCAGGUGUGAGGAGGAGAUGGUGUCCCGCGUCACGGUCAGGAGCUGCGUGCGCCUCUACUCCACCGCUGAGGAGAUCGGCGCCCUGCGACUCCGCGACCAUUGCUCCGCCCUCAUCUCCACCCACUGGGACGAGUUGACGACAGCAGACUUCGCGCACAUGUCUGCGCAGCUUCUCUACGCCAUGGUGAAGAACAAGACGCAGCGCCCUCUGCACGCCGCCAUACGCCUGCACAGGGAGGACGUCGUCUUCCUCUACCUUAUAGAGCACCGUACACAGCUGAGCAGCCUGCUGGCGACGAGGGACGACGGGGGCAGCGUGCCCCUGGAGGCGGCCCUCAUGGAGGGCUUGGUGACCGUGGCAGACCUGCUGCUGCAGCACGGCGCUCCCCUCGACGACUUGGACGCUAAGGGCGCGACGCUCCUGCACCGGGCCAUACGCAGAGGAGACGCGGCCAGUGUCAGGUUCCUUGUGUCGCGGGGGGCGAGCGUGCACCUGCAUGAGGGGGGGUCGGGGUACACCCCCCUACACCUGCUGGUGGCCCCUGUGGGGGGACGUGUGUCCCCCAACCACUCCCCUAGAGGGGGUUAUGUGGGACAUCGGGGCGGCGGAUGUCAUAACGAGGAAGAACGAGACAACAGAAGCGAGGGUGACGACAGGUUGGGUGACAACAGUAGAGAGGGUAAAGCGAGGAGCGGGGAGGGGGGGACUUGUAAUGGGGGAGGCGCCCCCCGGACCUUCUCCCCUCAGGAGCGGGUGGCUCUCACCGCCAUGCUGCUGGAGAAGGGCGCUGACCCUCGUGCCCAGGACCUCAGACGCAGGACGGCGCUGCACGUGGCGGUGGUGGGGGGCGAGGUGGGUGUGGUCCGCGCGCUGCUCGCACACUCGCGCGCGGCGCUCGAGGUGCGGGACUGCGAGGACCACACGCCGCUGUGGUGCGCGCUCUUCUGUGGUACCGCGUCCCCCGCCGGGGCGUCCCUCAGCGGCGGCGACUCGGCGGCGGCGCUGCUGGUGGCGGCGGGGGCGGACCUCAGCGUGACCCUGGGGCGUGGUGGGGACACGCUGCUGCACACCGCCGCCAGGAGGGGGGCGGGGGAGGUGGGGGUGUUCCUCACGACGUCGGGGGCGCCUGUGAACGUCCCCAACGAGGGGGGCGAGACUCCCCUGCACUGCUCCUGCACCAACGGCCUCCCCCUCCUGACGGAGGCGCUUAUUAAGCACGGCGCCAACCCUAACCUGGUGACGCUGGCGUCGCCCUCGUCGCCCCUCGCCCGUCCCUCGCCCAGCGCGUCGCUGUCGUCGAGGGCGAGCGACGACACGACGCUCUCGACGAACCCCUUCGAUGAACCUGACACCCCUCCCCCCGUGGUCCCCACGCUCCCCCUCACCCCCGUGUACAGGGAAACGCCCCUGCACCGCGCGAUCGCGGGGCGCCAUCUGCGCGACGUCCUGAUGCUGCUCACCACCCGCGGUCCUCCUGAUGUCCCUCGUCGGGACCUGGAGCUGCGGGACUCGCGGGGCGUCACGCCCCUCGGGGCGGCGCUUGCCCUCGGCUUCCUGCAGGCGGCCGAGCUGCUCGUGCAAGAAGGUCAGGGGGUGCGAGGGGAGGAGGGAGUGAGGGGUAACAGGGACGGGGAGACGCCCCUGGAGCUGUGCAUCCAUGGGGGCGUCACGGACGAGAGUCUGCUGGAGGAGCUGUGUAGGGGCGCCGCCCCUGGAGGAGGGGGGCGGCAGGGGGCGCUCGACAAGGACCCUCCGCUGUGGCAGGCGCUCGUCGCCGGGCGUCUUGAUGUCGCCAGCCUCCUCAUCAAACACGGCGCUGACGUGAACGCCUGGCACGAGGGAGGAGACGGCGGCACGCAGACGCUCCUGCACCGUGCCCUCGAGGAGGGGCUGGAGGAGGGCGCGGUGUUGCUGCUGGGGAGCGGCUGUGACGUGAACAGCCCUCGCCGCCCCAAGGGAGGACAUGGUGGGGACAUGCUCACCCCCCUGCACCUCUGCGCCCUGUGGGGCCUUGCGACCGCCGCCCUCGCCCUCACCCAACGGGGGGCCAAGAUCAACGCCCAGGACGCGCAGGGCAGGACGCCCCUGCACGUCGCCGUCGAGGGCGGCCACACGGAGGUGGUGACGCAGCUGCUGCAGGUGGCGUCCCUCGACGCCGCCGUGAAGGACGCCAGUGGCGCCACGCCCUUCGCCACAGCCAUCGCCCGCCGCCACCACGCCGCCGCCAGGGCCAUCCUGCAGCGUGACCCCAGGGCCGCUCAGCAGGUGGGUGGCGGGGAGCUGGGCUAG